Messenger RNA from Culex quinquefasciatus (southern house mosquito), 1676 nucleotides. RefSeq names its product leucine-rich repeat-containing protein 15. The transcript is spliced from 2 exons. Bases 110 to 1576 code for a protein of 488 amino acids. NCBI's taxonomy places the organism in Eukaryota, Metazoa, Arthropoda, Insecta, Diptera, Culicidae. Gene Ontology annotation, molecular function: protein binding. The record is from RefSeq and is a predicted model, not a curated record.
UACAGCUGAUAACGCUCUUUAGCGCCGCCAUGUGCGUAAUCUCCGAAGGCUUGACGUUGUGCUACGAGCCGCGACAGACAACUGCAACGCUUCCAGGCGGCGACGGCAAAUGGCGGCAUCAUUCUGGUACCUUUCGCUAAUAGGACUGUGCGUCCUGGUGCAGAUCGUCGACUGCCGGCGGGAGAUCAAAUCCAACUGCACGUUGACGGCAAAUUAUUAUGACUGUCUGUUUCGGGACGUGAUCAUCCGCAGCGAGUCCGAAGCGGAUAGUAUAUUCUUCGGCGAGCAGAACUUUAACGAUACCAGCAUAGCGUUCCGGGACUGUUCGAUGGUGGUGUUGCCGAAGAAGGUUUUUGAGACGUUUCCAGCGAUCCAGUACCUCUCGAGUGAUGCGUGCAAUAUCCAGAAGUUGCUCGGUGGGACGUUUGCCAAUGCUCAGCGACUGCAGGAGUUGCAUUUGUAUAAUAACAAGAUUUCCAAGUUGAACAACUUUGUGUUCAAUGGAGCACUGCAGUUGGAGAUAUUGUCGUUGUACAACAACACGAUCAAGUACUUGGAGGAACACGCCUUUGACGGACUUGGGCGAUUGAGGCAACUCUACAUGGAUGAUAACAUGAUCGAAAAGUUGCCGGAAAGUUUGUUUUCGGGUUUGGAAGAGUUGCAAAUUUUGGAGUUGCAGAACAAUAAGAUCAAGGAAAUUACCGACGAUCAGUUCAUUCUGUGCUCGAUGCUACGUGAGUUGAACCUUUCCACCAAUAUGAUCAACACGUUCAACAUGACCCAGCUGGUGGGGCUGAACAAGCUGGAAAUUCUGGACAUUGGCAAGAACUACUUGGACGAAGUGUUUGUUACGAAAUACCUACGCACGCUUAACGCUCAAGAGAACCAAGUUAGUAGAAUCCUGAUGGAUCAGGGAGACUUUUUCCAGCUUACUCAUCUCAACCUGUCCCGCAACAACAUCGCCAACAUCAACAAUAUCUUCAAGUUUCGUAACCUGAUCGAACUAGACGUUUCGUACAACGAGCUCAUCACACUCGACUUCGUGAUAUUCGCCUUCAUGAAGAACCUCAAAGUGAUCAAGCUGAACAACAAUCACCUCUGGAUCAUCGACAACGGCAUCCCUGCCCCGGCCAAAUCCCUUCGAACGCUAAACCUCGCCCAGAACAAGUUCCUGUUCAUCGAUCUGGCCGUGUUCGACACCUUUCCAGCCCUCGAGAACAUCUACCUCCACGGCAACGAACUGAUCGAUAUGCGCAUCGAGGACGUCGAGCAAAACUUCCCCUACCUGGCGCUGGUCUCGACCGACAACAACGACUGGGACUGCAUCAACCUGAUGAACAUUGUGACGACGCUGGAGCGGGCGUACGUCAAGUGGUCCACCGGAAACCGGAACUGCACCAAGCCCGAGCAGCACAAGUUCAUCUGCUGUACCUCGACCGAACAUCACUUGCGCGAAAAGAUCGUGCGGCUUACCAAGGAGAUUUACAAGUCCCGCAAGAUGAUCAAGCAGCUGAUCAUGGAGAAUGCCGAGCUGCGGACGGAGGUUGAAACACAGUUCCUGCCGACGGCGGAUUGACUAGGCGGGGGAGGAGGGACUCCGGGGGGUGGCACGCGAAGAAGAAACAGUAAAUUUUUACACAAUUGAUGGCAAAGAAAAAUAUGAAAUUUUACCUUUA